GAGAAGGUAACACAGAUACAGCACAGAGCUAACCGGAACGCUGCUGGAACUCAAGCAAGGGCUAUAUAGGGAGGUUUGCUGGAUACAAAAAGGCAACGCAGAAGAAUUAAAGGGGAAAUCUGCAAGGAUUUUGAACUGCAUAUGAAACAAUGUAAUGCCUAACCCGGUGUUGCACGUAGUUAUGUGAUCAUCUUGGCACAAACUUAAAGAGCAGCAAAUGAAUUUGGAAUGUUAGCCAUUUUGUAAAAGCACUAUGUAAAACACUUGUUUUUAGAUAUUUUCGCCACGUACAGUACUGUCAUUUGCAUGCAGGUCAUGUAACUGGAUUGACCGAGUUAGUCUGACUGGGGAACUACAGUACCUGACAGUGGACUGUGCAGAUAACUGCAUGCCCAGGUAAGCAGAAUGGGAGGGAAUUUGGGGUGCCACCGCUCGAUCCCUAAGGAUCCGACUGACUUCUCUCAGAACAAACGCAAGUUCAGCGCGGCGUGCAACUUCAGCCACAUUUUGGUUAACCAAGAGAGACUGAACAUCAACACUGCCACGGAAGAGGAGCUGAUGACACUGCCCGGGGUGAAUCGCUCCGUGGCGCAGAACAUAGUGGAGUACCGCGAGUGUAUAGGGGGCUUUAAGAAAGUUGAGGACCUGGCUUUGGUGAGCGGGGUCGGUGCUGCCAAACUGGAGGCGAUCAAGCUUGAGAUAUGCGUUAGCAACAGGAUCGGCUCCUCGCAACAUUCUCCCACCUCGCUGCGUAAGGACUAUGAGCACCAGACGGGCACCGGCAUCAACAUCAACACAGCCACGCCAGCCCAGCUCAUGAGCAUCCGCGGCAUCACUGAGAAAAUCGCUAAAAACAUCGUUGCCUACCGGAAUGAGCACGGACCUUUCAAAAGCAUAGAGGACCUGGUUAAAGUCAGUCACAUCAACUCCUCCCUUCUGGAUAAAGUCAGGUUCCAGAUUUUCGCCGAGCGCUCCAGAACGCCCUCCACUAAUACCAACGGUGGUCUGACGUAUACCGGCAAAGCGCAUCCCAGUCCAACUUCUCUGAGCCUUCAGAGCGAGGACCUCGAUCUCCCACCCGGAGGCCCGACGCAGAUCAUCGCAGUACGGCCUAAUGUGGAAGCUUUCUCGGGAGUGCGUGAUGGCAAACCGGUCUUCAGGCUUGCCACCUGGAAUUUGCAGUGGUGCUCCGCUGAGAAAGCGAACAACCCCGGAGUGAGGGAGGUUGUGUGCAUGACUCUGCUGGAGAACGGCAUCAAGAUCCUGGCAGUUCAGGAUCUGGCUGACAGAGAUGCGUUGGAGAAGUUUUGUGCGGAGCUCAACCAGUCAACCCUGCCAAAUGUCCGGAAAUGGAAAGGCUCCAGGGGACUGUGGAAAUAUGUCGUCUCUGACAAGCCUGCUGGACAGUCAUACAAGGGGGCUGAGUUUGCCGGUUUCCUGUGGGACAGCAGUUGUGGAAUAGAGCUCAAGGAUGCAGCUUUACUGGAGAGCCCAGCAGUCAAUGGGAAUGGGAGACAGGCUCAUCCUAGACCAUACCUGGCUCAUUUCAGUGUCGGGGCAUCUGAGGUGACACUUGUGAAUAUCCAUUUGAAAGCACCGUUGAUGGAGGGAGAGGCCAAUGGGAAGAGCCAUUCUGAGAACCUCAAGUUUUCUUUUUUCACGGAGUCGGUACAAGAGAUACUGAAAGGAGAAAAGGACUUGGUUAUACUGGGUGAUUUCAGCCUGCCUCCAGACAGCAGUGAUUUCGACAUGUUAAAGAAGGAGAAGCUCUCUCCACUCAUACCUGCAAGCACUUUCACCAACAUCAGCACCAGGAACCCACAAGGGUCCAACUGCUUGGACAACAUUUGGGUUAGCCGCUCGCUCAAGAAGAUUUGCACAGGUCACUGGGCUGUCGUGAGGGAAGGUCUCACUAAUCCCUGGAUCCCAGAUAACUGGUCCUGGGGUGGUGUAGCUUCAGAUCACUGCCCUGUGAUCGCAGAGUUUUAUGCUGACAUCCAUCAAAAGGAGCUCAUUCGCAACGGAAACAGAGUUGCUGUGGUGGAACGUGGUGAAAUUAUUCCCAAACAUGAACGAUGACAGCUCCAGGACUCUCAAUCCGAGAAAGCAUUAAAAAAAAACAUGUUCUUGUCAGAGUUCUGUUCAUGGUGGAACGAAUGAAUGUUAGCAGUGAAUGUGAAAAACACCAUGUUUGCCUUUUUUUUUCCAGCGAGGUUUUGUGCUUCAGAGACCCAAUAGAUUUAGUUUACGGUUUGGAGAAUGGACAAUGGAUUGAUACUGAGCCAAAUUAAUUACAUGAAAAAAAUAAGAAUUUGACAUAUCAAAAACAUUUUUCUUGGGCCAUAUGCACUUUUUUCUGCAAGGAAUUAAUCUCCUUCAUCUCGGAGCAAUUAAAGGACAUUUUAAAGUCGAAUUCAGACUUGUUUCAGUGUCUGGGAAUGAUAACACUCUUGUUGAGAGGACUUGGAUUUGUGGAUUUGAAAAUAAUGUUUCAAAUGUUCAGGCCCUGAUGUUGUACGAUUUUCUAUUAUGUAUUUAAAAUAUCCUUGUCUAGGGGAAAAAAAAUCAACAUUUCUCUUCUGUUUUUAUCCAUUGAUCUUGCUUUCCAGCAAAAAUAUACUUAUAUGUAUUCACUUUUUUUUACAUUUUCAGAUUUUAAAACAUAUCACAUAAUUGGCAAGCAAGAAGCACGGUGUCUUGAUUUUUCUUUUCACUUAAGCUCUUAGUUAAAUAAUUAAACUUGGUAUGUGCCUAACUGUAGCUAUUUAACCCUCUGUCCAGGUCUUAAGCUACUGACAAAGAGACCCAUAAAGUCUCCUGUAGGCUGGAUUUGUACUUUAGAAUAAAUUUGUUCUUGUGGCUUAAAUACAUGAAAAGAAACUAUUCAGAAGGAUUCAAAAGAAUGUUGAGCCUUAUUCUACAGGAAUACAGCAGCAAAUACCUUUCAUAAUCAAUAUUAAAAAUAAUUGAGGGUGUUCUGUACAAAUGUACACAGCAAUUCACGAGCCUCAUUGUUUUAGCUAUAGAUGACCAAAAUACUAAUGUUGUUGAGAAUUGAGUGAUCUGGUGAAAAGCUUCUUGGACUACUGACAUUUCAGUUUUUAAGAUACACUAUUAAUAAAUGAAUUGACAAUAAGUUCUAAGAAAGAAACUUGUUUUAGUAACAUUUUUAGCAGGACACCCUUUUGUUAUGACAUCCAGAGUAGCACUGCUAGACACAGACCUUGCGUGUUAGAACCAGUCUGUAUCCUGUACGUACUGUAACAGCAAUAUUUAUGUUCGAGUUGAUAAGAGUUCAGAACUGCAGACAUUUCAGCUUUUGUCAGUGAUGCAUAUGAAGUGAGUAAAAAAGUAAGGUUGAUGUUUACAGCAAACUUCAAACUGUUCCUUACAGAGAAGUGAGCAAGACUAAAUGAUGAAGCACAGAUAUGGUCACUUUAUAGUUUCUCAGUAAGCUGCUGCAAUGUUCACAUUUUUACACUAAUUUCAAUAGUUAGGAUUAUAGUACAUACUUGUCCCAUGUAGCUGUUUUAGCAUUUCAGCACCUCAGAGCUAGGAAAAGGCACAUUCUGUAAUGUGCUGUUUCACACUGUAUUUAAGAAUACUCGUUAAGGAACUGUACGUAAGAUGAACAUUCACAGCUGAAAUUAACAGGAGCCAGAUAUAAAAUGUGUUAAUUUCACAAUAAUGUUUAUGUAGAUUAUUUUAAAAAUCAUUUGUUUUUAUUUAGAACAUUAUAUUGACCGUUAUAUGUUGUUCCAUCAAAGAUUAUUUAAUUUAGUUGGGUUUUAUAGCAGCAAAUCCAUUGUAAAUAUUUUCUUAAUUUAUUUAACCUUAAACCAGCCUUCCUUUUUCAUUGAAUUCUAAGCCUAACACAGACCAAUUCUGCUACAUUACGAGCAACUCUUCUGUCAAAGAAAAGGAAAACAACAUGAAAUAAAAUGAAAGAUGUUUUAGUUGUGAUUUGGUCUUGGAAUAUAUCCUGACUUUGGCAAUGAGAUGAGACAGUUUCUGUGGUAACUGCAGCAAGUGACAUCCAGAUGAGUUUCUAAAAUAUGCUGUUUGUUGACAUGGACAUUGUAUUAUAAACUGCUCAAUGGUAGUGUUAAAAGAGUAACACAUAAGCACUAGACAGAAAGUAUACAUACUGUAGAUGGGAUCAGCACAUGUAAAUAUCUUAGGUCAGGGUGCCUUAUAAAAAAAAGCCAUGGAUUUCUAUAUGUAAUUGGCAGUUUUUUAAUAGCUUCUUAGAGUAUCUCUUGAGCCAUUUCAUAUGGCCUUUUCCCUACAAUCUUGUUAAAAUAUUCUAAAGGUUAAAGGACAUCAUGCAGGAAAAUCACUUAGGCCUGCUAUGUACAGUACUGGAUCAACUAAACUCCUGAAAUUAAUUACUUAAAGCAAUACAAAGGUCCAUUGUGUAGGUGCUGUGGGAAGUAACUAUGGAUAUUGAUAGAGAUACUUCAGCAUGUGAAAAUGUAUACUGUGUAUGACUGAAUUAAAAGCUCUUAAUGACCAAA
Lepisosteus oculatus (spotted gar) is the source of this 4517-nucleotide messenger RNA. It is a transcript of the gene eepd1, whose product is annotated as endonuclease/exonuclease/phosphatase family domain containing 1. The record is from RefSeq and is a predicted model, not a curated record. Gene Ontology annotation, cellular component: plasma membrane. Gene Ontology annotation, biological process: DNA repair. Gene Ontology annotation, molecular function: catalytic activity; DNA binding. NCBI's taxonomy places the organism in Eukaryota, Metazoa, Chordata, Actinopteri, Semionotiformes, Lepisosteidae.